UAAUGCAUAAACGACCCAUAUAUUGCAUAUACAUAUAAAUAUUAUAACUGAACAGCAAUUAUGGUAUUUGAUGAUAAGACGACAAAACGAGUGCUGAUAAGAGAAUUUGAUAGUGGCAACAACACGUAAAGCUGGAACUUCCCAAAAGGUUUUUACCCGGUGACUUAAAAAUAUUUAUAUUAAGGUUAAAAAGUACCGACGGAAGAUAAAUAAUUUAUUUAUUUAACGAUUGGAAACAGUUUGUUCGAUAAAUUUUAUAUCUAUUUCAAGUGUUGCAUAUUUCUGGCAAAUUUAGGAGUGUAAACAGUAGCUUUGUUAAAAGGAAAUAAAACUGGGCGGGGAGAAUGUGAAAGAUAAGUGAUAGAGUCGUGUAUAAUAUCAGUAUUGCAGCAUAGUGCUAGACAACAUAAUAAUUGUGAAUGAAAAUCGCAGAACGUACCCCGAAAGUACUUAAAUCGGUGAAUUAUCCCAUCUCGGCGGGAGUCGCUAAGACUUAUUUUGGUAAACUCCCGAAACGGUGCACGUAGUAUAUUUGGGUUCAGUUUUCCACAACAUGUGUUAACAUCUAUUGCUUCCAAUUGAACGUUAAUUAAGUCAAGUGUUUUAAUAGCUUACGGCAUUGGUACGACUAUGGCUGUAGAAGUCGACGAAUUAUAUUCAAACUUAAAUAAAUUACUCGAUGAUAUUUGCAAAUUUUUAACCGACGGUACAAAUUACGAAAAGCUCUCACCCUAUGCUCGAAAACAAGCAGACGAAUUGAUCAGUAGAUCGAAAAAACAACUGCAGGAAAUUGCAAAAGUUGCGGUCAAUAACGAAUACGAUGGCGCUUAUGUGGAUAUGGAAAGAAAAUCAGCUAAUAGUAAUGAAGACAAUAAAAAUAAUAUUUAUUCUUCAGUAGAAGAGGCACCCGUAAUAACGCCACCACCAGUGGCUGAGCCUCAACCCAACCCUUAUGCAAACCUACCUGCGAAAGAUCUUUCCCAGGAUCUCAAAUACGGUCCUCUAUGCUGGAAAUAUCGAAUUAUCCUAAAAUUUGACAAAAACAAACGGGUAUAUGCAGGUUUACAUGACAACUGGUUUCUGAUAUACUCGUCGGAGAAGGACCUAAAACCGAUACAGACUUUUGACUUGCGUUUUCAUAAAGCCCAGUCUAUCAUCUGCAAGCAAAAUAAGACUCCUACGCAAGAUUUUGAACUGGUUAAUACUACAGCAGAAGGAAAAUCGUACUACUUUGUAGCCAGGACACAUAAAGAUAUGCUGCAGUGGGUCUCACACAUCAAUAGGUGCUAUGAAAAUCUCAGUAAACUGACAAACGUAAUACCCUCUGAUGAUGAUAUUUCCGAAACGUAUGACAUGAUUACCGAUUUAACGAAUCAAGGCGAUCAAGAUGAAGAAGAGGAAGAAAUUUACCACGACAUAGAAACAUACAACCCCGAAAUAGUCAAAACUAUAAAUAAACCUCCUGACUUACCUGCUAGAAGAUGUAUAAACAUUCCCUUACCACCUGUACCACAAAAGGAAAGUUUUGACGACGAUUCAAGCGAAUCGUCCACGUAUGACUUAGUAGUAACCACAUCUAGACCAUCACUAGGCAGUAAGAGUUCGUUUUCGGAGGAAGAAGAAGAUGACAUUUAUGAACCUUUUGUGUCAAAACCGGUUGAACCCAAACCACCGGUUCAGAAAUCAGAAGAAAAUCAACAGAAACCUAACCAAAGUUACAUACACAAGGUUUACAAUAGCACGACCGCUGAGAAACCUAAGACUCCCGCAAAACCUAAAUUUUUGCCCGAAAAACCUAGAUCUAACGCUUCUUUCAAAAAAUAAAUGUCGACGCUUAUAAAUAUUACUGCUUUCACAAUUAUUCCUUAAAUGCUAUCUACGAGAAUAGGACAGUUUUAAAAUUAUUUUUAUACUUUUUAAUUAGCUCCAAUUCAAAAGUUAAGAAUGACGUCAUUGGACCCGAAUAAAAAGCGGCAUUUGAGCCCGAAACUGCUACAAAGGAAGUCACACUGAAUGAGGUCCUCAAUUAUACAACGUGGUAACACUAAAAUGUAUUAGUGCGUGGUUAUACCACCACCUGGUGAAAGUUUCCCACUCAAUCGAUUAUUGCGGAUAUAUGUCACCUAGUGUUUUUUUCUGUCGUUCAAAGUUUUUAAUUUACGAACUUCAAUGUACAUAAACUGCAACUGAUAAACUGUUAAUAAAUUUUUAAUAUGUGUUCA
This is a messenger RNA of Zophobas morio, 2222 nucleotides long. RefSeq lists its product as uncharacterized. NCBI's taxonomy places the organism in Eukaryota, Metazoa, Arthropoda, Insecta, Coleoptera, Tenebrionidae. Gene Ontology annotation, cellular component: plasma membrane; cytoplasm. The coding region runs from base 631 to 1824 and encodes 397 amino acids. The transcript is spliced from 6 exons. The record is from RefSeq and is a predicted model, not a curated record.